AUGGAUCUUUCGUUUACUUUUCAUGUAGAAGGUAUGGUUGUACGGUUCCUAGCCGUUAAGACUCGCGGGAGUUCAGAUUCAAAAUUUGCUCUCUCACCCCACAGACGUUUUUCUUCUUCCUCUAACAUAAAGCAUCUGAAACAAACCCACGGUAGAUUGAUCAGAAACGGUGAAAUCCAUGACAUCGUGACCGUUGGCAAGCUCGUGGCAGACAUCGUGGUCUCGGAUCCUUCAAACCUUAAUUAUGCUCGAUCCGUUUUCGCUCGGAUCGAAUCUCCCCUCAACAUUUUCACCUGGAAUUCCAUGAUAAGAGGCUACGCCCAUAGCUCCACACCAGUGCAGGCGAUAUCACUCUACCGGGAAAUGCUAGAGAAGGGAUUUCUACCCAACAACUACACAUUCCCCUUUGUAUUCAAGGCUUGCACCCAGCUCAUGAAUCUCGAUCUUGGAUUGGCGAUCCAUGCAUCGGUAAUCAAAUGCGGGCUCGAAGACUCCGAUGUUUUCAUCCAAACUUCGUUGGUGAAUCUGUAUGCCUCGUGUGGGUGUAUAGAAAUUGCACGCCAGCUGUUCGACAGAAGUCCCAAGAAAGAUGUUACCUCUUGGAAUGCCCUUAUUAAGGGCUAUCUGAGGGUUGAUAGGUACAUGGAUGCUAUUCAUGUGUUCAGACGAAUGCAAGAUGAGGCGAAUGUGAGGGCCGAUGAGAUUACUAUGCUUAGUGUAGUGUUGGCUUGUGCCCAUUUGGGGGCAUUGGAUAUGGGCCAAUGGAUACACUCCUAUAUCAAUAAGAAUCGAAUGCAGAUGACUGUGAGCUUGGGGACUGCCCUUGUCGAUAUGUAUGCAAAGUGUGGGAAUAUUGAUACUGCAGUUUCUUUGUUUGAAAGCAUGCCUGAGAGGGAUGUGAGGACAUGGAGUGUGAUGAUCAGCGGGCUUGCCAUUCAUGGGUUUGCAAAUGAAGCCCUUGAUCUCCUCUCCAAGAUGGAGAGGGUUGGGGUCAAGCCGGAUUCAGUGACUUUCACUGGCAUUCUGUGUGCGUGUAGCCAUGCAGGCAUGACACGAGAGGGACUAGAAAUUCUUGAUAGGAUGAUCCACGUGUACCUUUUCGAGCCCACAAUUGAGCAUUAUGGUUGUGUCGUGGAUCUCUUGGGCCGAGCAGGCCGUUUGGAGGAGGCAUUGCAUUUGAUCGAGAGGAUUCCUCUGAAACCAGAUGUUGUUCUCUGGGGUGCUCUUCUAGUGGCUUGUAGGGUUCAUAAGAACAUCGAGAUGGGUGAAUUGGUCGCGAAGGAGAUGCUCAAGUUGGAUCCUUACAAUGGUGGAGCCCACGUAUUCUUAUCCAAUAUCUAUGCAUCCACAGGCAAUUGGGGCCGAGUCGAACAUGUGAGGAACUUGAUGAAGGAGCAGAGGAUUAAGAAGCUGCCUGGGUCUAGCUUGAUCGAAUUGGAUGGUGUUGUUCAUGAAUUCAUCGCCAGAGACCGAUCCCAUCCUCAGACCAGCCGAAUUAAUGUGAUGUUGGAUGAGAUCACGAGGCUUUUGAGCAUCGAAGGGCAUGCACCCACUACCCGUGGAAUUUCAUUUGAUAUAGAUGAGGAGGAAAAGGAGCAAGCUCUCUCUCAACAUAGUGAGAAGCUGGCGAUUGCUUUUGGAUUGAUCAGCACUAGGCAAGGGACCACCCUCCGCGUUGUGAAGAACCUUAGGGUUUGUGAGGAUUGCCAUUCUGCAAUGAAGUUGAUAUCGAAGAUCUUCGAUCGGCUUAUAAUCAUUAGAGACCGCAGCCGCUUUCAUCACUUCAAAGAUGGAUUUUGUUCUUGUAGAGAUUACUGGUGA
Molecule: messenger RNA, 1821 nt
Organism: Magnolia sinica
Lineage: Eukaryota; Viridiplantae; Streptophyta; Magnoliopsida; Magnoliales; Magnoliaceae
Product: putative pentatricopeptide repeat-containing protein At5g40405
Exons: 1
Coding region: 1-1821 (606 amino acids)
Biological process (GO): RNA modification
Molecular function (GO): RNA binding; protein binding; zinc ion binding
Source: RefSeq, a predicted model, not a curated record